This is a messenger RNA of Megalobrama amblycephala (Wuchang bream), 1489 nucleotides long. RefSeq lists its product as uncharacterized. NCBI's taxonomy places the organism in Eukaryota, Metazoa, Chordata, Actinopteri, Cypriniformes, Xenocyprididae. The record is from RefSeq and is a predicted model, not a curated record. The transcript is spliced from 6 exons. Bases 198 to 779 code for a protein of 193 amino acids.
CUUUCAGGUAGGCUAAUGGAAGAAUACUUGUUGAGCAUCACAGCAUCGGCAGCAGGUGCGAGCGCGCGCAUCACCGAGAACAUGGAGUUAAAAACCACCUCCAUCAGUCAAACUGCGCUUUGAUUCACCGGCCGAAGAGCAAAUCAGCAACAUUCUGAUCCAGCUGAAACUUAAAGUGUGUUGUGGAGCUUCACAGCAUGGAGAAAGGGCGAAGCACCCCGAAACAGUACGGAUCUCUGGAUCAAACAGAGCUCUGCGGAGAAACAGGAAAACAAGCUGAAGAGGAUGUGGUGUCCAUGGCUGAUUCCACCAUCACUGUGGAGGACAUCGAGGGGGAGCUGUUCAAAAUCGAGAGGAUAAAGGAUGCGCUGGUCCGGAAAGAGUCGGAGCUCAGAUAUAUGAUGGAUGACAUCCAGUUGUGUAAGGAGAUCACAAGGCUCAAAAAAGAACUCCAGAAAUUGGUUUCUAUUCCAGACAAAGACAAGUCAAAUGAGGACAGACAGCGUGAGGAUGAACUGCUUCAACAGAUCCAGAAGAUGGUGGAGACGCGGGACUUUCUAGUGGAUGACAUGGAGUUUGAGAGGCUCAGAGAGCGAGAAGAAGACAAAGAGAUGGCUGACUUCCUACAGACCAAAUUUCCCAACAGAUGCCGCAUGAAAAAUCACACCAAGGACAAGAGAAUGACGUCCAGAGCCCAGCAGACCUCAUCUCCUUACGUGACCAAGACGGGUGUCACCCUGCUGAAGGAGUGCUGUGGCUUCACCUGCUCCGUCAUGUAGAUACGUCAAUGUAAAACAGGAGAGAGUGUAGCACAGAAUGACAAGUAAACAAGCCCUCAGACCCGUGAUUCAGCACAAUAUUUUCAAGCACUCUGUUUCGCAUUUCAUAACAGAUGGCAGUACAUGGGCACCCGACUGAUGUGCAUAUUAUGCAGAAUUAUUGCAUUAACCACCUAAUGGAGGAGAUUUCCAAAAUGAGGAGUGUGAUUAGAUGAUACGGUGUGUCCAUUUUCACAAUUAACACUGAGCUGUCUAAAAGCAGAAGACUAAAGUCAGGCUCAAGUGCUGGAUUCCCAUUAACACUUGUUAAAUUGUAACUCUUUCGCACAUUAUUUUCUCCCUUACUUCUUGCAAAAGAGCGAAUUUUCUGUUGUGGAGUUGCUUCGCCUGCCAAACACAAUGUAUGUCACCAAAAACACUGACAUUGUCCUUGGGAUUUUAAGGAAUAGUUCACCUAAAAAUUCUGUCAGUGUUUGUUGAUAAGGAGGGUGAGACACAGAUUUUGGAUAAGGUUCACCAGUUAAGCUAGAAAAAUUCUUUGACCUAAAAGUUUUGCAAUGAGAAUUUUUGAUUUAUGAACGCAGUUCACAGCAGGGUUAUUAUAGUUGACUAAAAUUAAAACAAAAACCAUAAACAAUACAUUUUCGAUACUUGUAAUAAAAUAAAUGUUAACUGAAAUAAACUAUAAAAAAACCUAAACUUAAGUUAUU